AUGAAGAAUCUUGUCGUUCUGGCCUUCGCUUCUGGCUCUCUUGCCACGCUUUUUGAAGCAUCUGGUCUGUUGCCGCGAGAUACCACGCAGGUAGCUUGCUCUGAUUUGGGCCGCAAGAACUGCGGUGUCGUCUGUAUAGAGCAAUCUGAAACCUGUUGCCCCGAUCAGCAAGGUGGAUGUCCUGUUGGGUCCGUUUGCUGGCUGGGAGAUAAUGGCAAAUACGGCUGCUGUCCUGUUGGCAAGACCUGCCAAGGGCCAGGUGGUUCUGAUAUCACCACCAACACCAUCACCGGUCCAGGAAGCACCAGCACUGUGACCAUUCCUGAGUCGACUACUGACGUGGUCGAGACGACUGCUACAGAACCGACCGAGACAGAGACUAUCCCAACUACUACUGGUCCAAUUGGCACCAUCACACCUGUGCCGACGACGGUAGCUCCCAACGGAACUGGAUCUCUGCCUACCACGUCUAGUCCUCCUUUCACAGCCGGUGCCCCUGUAAAUGGGCUUGCUCUUUCCGGUGUUUUGGGAGGCUUGGUUGCUGUGAUUGCAGCUUUCCUCUAA
Pochonia chlamydosporia 170 is the source of this 564-nucleotide messenger RNA. RefSeq lists its product as hypothetical. The coding region runs from base 1 to 564 and encodes 187 amino acids. The record is from RefSeq and is a predicted model, not a curated record. The transcript has a single exon. NCBI's taxonomy places the organism in Eukaryota, Fungi, Ascomycota, Sordariomycetes, Hypocreales, Clavicipitaceae.